ACUUGUUCUUGGCGGUAGCCAUAUUGAUUUGUUCCUCCUGUUGUGUGUGAUCUAUCCAGCCAGGAUAGAAUAACGUUGAUUUGUUGUGAUUGAUUUGAUCAAUUGAACAAUUAUUGGUUGGAUAGCUGAGUGGUUAUAUUUGUUUAGAACCGCUAUCUUACCCAAUUACUUUGUUUUGGUUUCAAUCGGGCGAGGGCGCGUAUCUAACUCAUCCAGACAGCUGUCCAGCAGUCCAAACGUAGUUUGGAUCUUACAGUUCUAAACAAAUAUUUGGUCGAAUUCGUUUGGCUUUCGUUUCGUUGAUUCCAAUCAUCGUCUCUGGGAAUAUCUGGUCGUUCGCUUGCGAUGCCAAACAAUCGUCGAAGGAAAUUAAGUCCAAGGCUCGUGGAUGUUAAAAGAGAUGAACAAAAGGAUGGAUCCCCUCAAACAAGGCAAGUGCCUUCUGAUGCUUCUAUGUGUCAUGGUUCAUAUUCUAAUAGGGACGAUUGUAAUUAUAGUGAAUCUAGUUGUGAUAUAAUGGCAGAUGGCAUAGAAAACCUUGAUUUAGACGUGAAGCAAGCAAAAGGCGUAAGGCCUACGGCGUUUUUCAUAGGUCCAGAGUUACCAAAGGUUGAGUUAAGUUAUUUCGACGGUCAACCAAGAGGUUACUGGAAGUUUUUAAGGGAGUUUGAGACCUAUGUGGAAUCAAGGGUCAAGGAUGAUGGUCAACGCUUGCUUUAUUUGAUACAUUAUUGUAAGGGUAAAGCGAAAACAGCCAUUGAGGGUUGUGUUAUGUUGGAAGCCUCUUUUGGUUACAAGAAGGCCAAGGAAAUUCUAAAACGUUUGUUCGGACAGGCGCAUGUAAUCGCUCGGGAGACUUUAGAGGACUUAUUCAAAACUACAAAUGUUGAUUACAGUGAUCCUGAGCAACUAACAAAUCUAGCUAUUAGGAUGGAAAAUUGUUCUAUGGUUUUGAAACAGAUGAAGUAUACUGCCGACUUAAAUUCUCUAAUUACCUUAGAGAGAAUAGUAGGACUCUUACCUCAAGUUAUGCAAGCCCAGUGGGCGGACUGGGUGGAUGAAUUGACUGAAGAUAAUAGAGAACCAACCUUUGACGAGCUUACUCAAUUUAUAGCAUCCCGCGCGAGAGUAGCUAAUAGUAGGUUUGGACGGUUAGCGAAUCGUCCGAGAAAGGGACACAACUUAAAGACAAAUUGUCACUUGCAAUUGGAGCGGGAGAAUAAUUCGAAAGAGAAAGCUAAAUGCAGUGUGUGUUCCCUGGAUCAUGCUAUUUAUAAAUGUCCAAAAUUUUUAGCGCUUACCGUUCAAGAGAGAUGGUCUCACGCGAAGGUUAAUGGCAUCUGUUUUGUCUGCCUUAGGCAAGGGCAUAAAGUUAAUGAAUGUAAGCUGGCAAAACGUUGUAACGUUAAUAGUUGUGAGAAGAAACACCAUUCUUUGCUGCACAGCGAAAAUGAUAAACCUGGUAUCCCGAAUUGUUGUGGAUUUACUAAAUCCCUAAGUAGCCAAGUGUGCUUAGGAAUGAUUCCUGUACGUUUGAUGUUGGGAAAUGCCGAAAUGGUGGGUUAUGCUUUGUUGGAUAACGGGUCUGAUGUAACGUUGAUAAAAUCGAGCUGUUUGAGGUAUCUCGGGUUGAAGGAAGACCGAGCGUCAGUGGUAGUAGAGACUGUGAGUGGUAAUAGGACAAUGACGGUCACAAAGACUCCUUUUGAGGUGUAUUCUCUAGAUCGGUCUGAACAUGUUACGAUCGAAGGGGCUCUGAUUGUCGCAGAUAUACCAGGUCACAAGCCAACAAGGUCGGCAGUGAACAACUUAGUUAAAUGGCCACAUUUAAGGGAUGUACCAAUAGGCAACCUAGACUCUGAAGAAGUUCUGCUGUUGAUUGGUUGCGAUGUACCAGAGGCACACUGGGUGUUAGAACAGCGGUUGGGUGGAAGAAAAGGCCCGUACGCUGUGAAGACGUUGUUGGGGUGGACGGUCUUCGGACCUGCGUCAUAUCCGGAAUACAGGAAAAGAGUUGUCAAUCAUACCAGUAAGAUACAGGCUUUGGAGAACGAAAUACGUAAACUUUAUGAUGUAGAGUUUUCUGAUGUUUAUUCAAAUGAUAAAUCAGUAUCAAUAGAAGAUAAGGCAGCUAUAAGUAUUGUAGAAGGGGGCACACGCUUCGAAAAUGGUCAUUUUGUAGUCCCUAUACCAUGGAAGGGGAACCCAGAUAUGAAAGGGGGGAAUUAUGAAGUGGCAAACAGUAGACUACAGAGUUUGAAGCGAAGAUUGUUGAAAGAUGACAUUCUGUAUAUCAAGUAUACAAAAGGUAUUGAAAGUAAUUUUAUUAAGGGCUAUGCGGAGAAGGUCCCUGAGAUACAAGUGCAACCUAGUUAUCGCCCUCGAUGGUAUUUACCUCACCAUGCAGUUUUAAACCCGAAAAAACCAGAAAAACUGAGAGUGGUCUUUGACUGUGCCGCCAAGUUUGCAGGCGUUUCUCUAAAUGAUAUGAUUUAUCAAGGACCCGACACAACUGCGGAGUUAGUGUGUAUACUAUUGCGUUUUCGCAAGGAAGCAGUCGCAAUCUCUGCGGAUGUUGAAGAAAUGUUCAUGCAAGUAAAGGUCCCUGAGUCUGAUCGAGGAGCUUUAAGAUUUCUGUGGUGGCAAGAGGGAGACAUGGCGAGGGAACCAUCCGAGUUUCAAAUGACAUCUCACCCAUUUGGUGCCACAUCAUCGCCGUUUUGUGCGAACUUUGCCUUGAAUAAGACGGCACAAAUAUUCUCUGACGGUUAUGAUGGUUAUGUCGUAGAUGCUGUUAAGAAUAAUUUCUAUGUUGAUGACUGCUUGGUAUCCUUUCCCACUUGUGAUCAAGCAAAGAGUUUCGUUAAGCAGAUAAGUGAAUUAUUAUGUAGGGGAGGUUUUAAACUAAAGAAAUGGGUUACUAACUCGGAGGAGGUAAGGACCAUCUUGCCCGAUGUAUGUAAAGAACAGUCCUUGAUAGAAAUGUCAACGAGUUAUGACACUACACAUCGAACUCUAGGAGUAGAGUGGGAUUUUAGACGAGAUGUAUUCAAGUUUUACUUCGAUGCGCCUGAAAGGCCUCUGACUAGGAGAGGGAUUCUAUCUAUAGUUUCUUCUCUGUUCGAUCCUUUGGGUUUAAUUGCUCCAGUCUGUCUUACUGCCAAGGUUCUCUUGCAAAAACUAUGUAAGUCUCAAUUAGGCUGGGAUCAGCCUCUCAACGAGCCAUACAUGUCGGCGUGGCUAAAUUGGGUAGACUUUAUGCGUCAAAUAGGUCAUGUUACGGUAGAUAGGGGUAUCAAGAAGAGAAUUGACGAACCCGACGCGGAAGUAGAAUUGCACCUGUUCAGUGACGCUUCAGAGAUCGGUUACGGAGCAGUCGCGUACGCUCGAGUCAGUUAUUUGAAGGAACAACCCUACUGUAUUUUGUUAUACAGCAAGUCUAGGGUAGCACCUAUCAAACAGGUCACUAUACCGAGGCUUGAGAUGGCAGCGGCAGUGUUAAGUGUGAGGCUUAGCGAAGUCUUACAGAGAAGUCUGCCUAAUUUUUUCUGUAAGGUAAAUUUCCAUACAGAUUCCAUGGUAGUGUUGUACUACAUCAAGAAUAUCGAGAAUCGCUAUAGCACCUAUAUAGCUAACCGUCUCGCCAUUGUGCAUCAGUAUACGAAGAUUGAACAAUGGAGUUAUGUAAAGUCGUCACAGAAUCCAGCUGACUGGACCUCGAGAGGUAUACAAAAAAUGUCAGAUCUUGAGCUUUGGUUCAAAUGUCCUACCUUACUGCAUGGCGAAUUUUGUACAGCAAUCACUGACUGUCCGGAACCUACUCCUGACGAUAUUGAGUUUAGAAAAACUGCCGUGGUUAACUUGAGUAGUAUAAAGUACAACAUGUCACCUAUUCUCGCUUAUUAUUCUGAGUGGUUGAAAUUAGUCAGGGCCGUAGCCUGGCUUAGAAGGUUCAUAGAAUUUCUGAUGGUGCUUCGUUCACCGAGUCAUGAAGGAUCCGUUCAUCUAGGGUGUUUAAAGGUCAAAGAACUUGACGUCGCCAAGCGUAAAAUUUUGUUGAUGGUUCAAAAAGAAGUGUAUGGAGAAAUACUUAGUGGAUUUAAAACCAAUGGUAAGGUAGUUAGUCACAAUGAUCUGAAGGGCUUAUCACCGAUAAUGCUUGAUGGGUUACUCUGUGUUGGAGGCCGACUAAGCUACUCAGAUUUCUCAAAUGCCUUUAAACAUCCAAUAAUAUUGCCCAGUCGACACUUAGUGACAGAAAUGAUAAUUAGACAUUAUCAUAAGGAACAAGGGCACACAGGAACGUCACAAGUACUGGCCACGAUUCGAAAAAGGUAUUGGAUAAUAAAAGGAACCAGCACGGUUAAGAGAGUGAUAGGAAAGUGUGUGACAUGCCGGCGGUAUACGAUGGUUACAGGGCAACAAUUGAUGGCACCACUUCCAGCUUGUAGAGUGCAACAAGGAUGGUAUAGCUUCUCAGCCGUGGGAGUAGACUACUUUGGACCCCUUUUUGUCAAAAGAGGAAGAUCACUAGAAAAAAGAUAUGGAUGUGUAUUUACUUGCUUGCAAACCCGAGCAGUACAUAUUGAAAUGACACAUAGUUUGAAUACUGAUUCGUUUAUAAUGGCCUUGCUACGUUUCAUUGGAAGAAGAGGGAAACCUGCAGAAAUUUACAGUGACAAUGGGUCGAAUUUCGUGGGUGCGGUCUCUGAACUAAAGAGAUUUGUGCAACAGUUGAAUCAGCAAAGGAUAGACAAGGAACUGUCAGCUAGACAGAUUCAGUGGCAUUUUAACCCGCCCUCAUCCAGCCACAGGGGUGGGGUCUGGGAAAGGAUGAUUAGGUCUAUACGCAGACUGUUAUUGUUGAUAACUAGAGAACAGACUUUAACUGAUGAGACCUUAAGCACUUAUUUGAUUGAAGUUGAAAGGAUAUUGAACGAUCGACCCUUAACUCCAGUCGUCCAAGAUGCUAACGAUCAACUAGCCUUGUCGCCAAACAGCCUGUUAUUAUUGAGAGAAUGUGACGGAAUAGUCGAAGAAGGUAGCAUCAGAGAUAAAUAUGACAAACGAUGGAAACAGGUUAAUCAUCUUGCUAAUGUGUUUUGGAAAAGGUGGUUAAGAGAGUAUUUACCGUCUUUACAGAAGCGUCAAAAGUGGUUAGUUGAACACCGCAAUUUUCAGAAAGGUGAUGUAGUGAUCGUGGCUUCGGACAUAUCGACCCGUGGAAAGUGGCCCUUAGGAGUAGUUGAAGAUUGUAAAAUAGAUGACGACGGAAGAGUUAGAACAGUGGUUGUUCGUACGAACGGUGGAUUAGUCAGAAGAGAUAUACGUAGAUUAUGCCUCCUGGAAGGCUCGAAUUAGUUCCUCGUGUUAUCAAUAUAGGUAGGUCGAGUAGGCGUACUGUUGUAAGUCCUACUCGUUCCUAUAGUGUGAUAUGCUACAUAAUGAACCAUGACCAUAGGCAUCAAGGUAGCUUGUGUGAUAUGGAGGGAUUUUGGGGGCCGGUGUAAGAUCCAUUUUGAAUGUUUUGUGUGUUUGUGAAAAUCCCUCCAUGUAUUUACUUGCACUUUGUUCCUAUUGAUCCUCUUAGUUGUACAUUGUCGUAUUUUGAUUACAUUUGAGUUGUUAAUACUUGUAUUUUUUAUUAUAGUUUUUGUUUUUCUUACGCAUUCACUAAGUUUGUGUUUCUUCCUGAACUGCAUCUGUGUUGUUUUACUUGACACUUGUUCUUGGCGGUAGCCAUAUUGAUUUGUUCCUCCUGUUGUGUGUGAUCUAUCCAGCCAGGAUAGAAUAACGUUGAUUUGUUGUGAUUGGUAAAUUUCUUGCAUCCUUUAUCAACUUUCUUAUUUAUUGUAAUUUAGAUUUGAUCAAUUGAACAAUUAUUGGUUGGAUAGCUGAGUGGUUAUAUUUGUUUAGAACCGCUAUCUUACCCAAUUACUUUGUUUUGGUUUCAAUCGGGCGAGGGCGCGUAUCUAACUCAUCCAGACAGCUGUCCAGCAGUCCAAACGUAGUUUGGAUCUUACAGUUCUAAACAAAUAUUUGGUCGAAUUCGUUUGGCUUUCGUUUCGUUGAUUCCAAUCAUCGUCUCUGGGAAUAUCUGGUCGUUCGCUUGCGAUGCCAAACAAUCGUCGAAGGAAAUUAAGUCCAAGGCUCGUGGAUGUUAAAAGAGAUGAACAAAAGGAUGGAUCCUCUCAAACUAGGCAAGUGCCUUCUGAUGCUUCUAUGUGUCAUGGUUCAUAUUCUAAUAGGGACGAUUGUAAUUAUAGUGAAUCUAGUUGUGAUAUAAUGGCAGAUGGCAUAGAAAACCUUGAUUUAGACGUGAAGCAAGCAAAAGGCGUAAGGCCUACGGCGUUUUUCAUAGGUCCAGAGUUACCAAAGGUUGAGUUAAGUUAUUUCGACGGUCAACCAAGAGGUUACUGGAAGUUUUUAAGGGAGUUUGAGACCUAUGUGGAAUCAAGGGUCAAGGAUGAUGGUCAACGCUUGCUUUAUUUGAUACAUUAUUGUAAGGGUAAAGCGAAAACAGCCAUUGAGGGUUGUGUUAUGUUGGAAGCCUCUUUUGGUUACAAGAAGGCCAAGGAAAUUCUAAAACGUUUGUUCGGACAGGCGCAUGUAAUCGCUCGGGAGACUUUAGAGGACUUAUUCAAAACUACAAAUGUUGAUUACAGUGAUCCUGAGCAACUAACAAAUUUAGCUAUUAGGAUGGAAAAUUGUUCUAUGGUUUUGAAACAGAUGAAGUAUACUGCCGACUUAAAUUCUCUAAUUACCUUAGAGAGAAUAGUAGGACUCUUACCUCAAGUUAUGCAAGCCCAGUGGGCGGACUGGGUGGAUGAAUUGACUGAAGAUAAUAGAGAACCAACCUUUGACGAGCUUACUCAAUUUAUAGCAUCCCGCGCGAGAGUAGCUAAUAGUAGGUUUGGACGGUUAGCGAAUCGUCCGAGAAAGGGACACAACUUAAAGACAAAUUGUCACUUGCAAUUGGAGCGGGAGAAUAAUUCGAAAGAGAAAGCUAAAUGCAGUGUGUGUUCCCUGGAUCAUGCUAUUUAUAAAUGUCCAAAAUUUUUAGCGCUUACCGUUCAAGAGAGAUGGUCUCACGCGAAGGUUAAUGGCAUCUGUUUUGUCUGCCUUAGGCAAGGGCAUAAAGUUAAUGAAUGUAAGCUGGCAAAACGUUGUAACGUUAAUAGUUGUGAGAAGAAACACCAUUCUUUGCUGCACAGCGAAAAUGAUAAACCUGGUACCCCGAAUUGUUGUGGAUUUACUAAAUCCCUAAGUAGCCAAGUGUGCUUAGGAAUGAUUCCUGUACGUUUGAUGUUGGGAAAUGCCGAAAUGGUGGGUUAUGCUUUGUUGGAUAACGGGUCUGAUGUAACGUUGAUAAAAUCGAGCUGUUUGAGGUAUCUCGGGUUGAAGGAAGACCGAGCGUCAGUGGUAGUAGAGACUGUGAGUGGUAAUAGGACAAUGACGGUCACAAAGACUCCUUUUGAGGUGUAUUCUCUA
Messenger RNA from Schistosoma curassoni, 7491 nucleotides. NCBI's taxonomy places the organism in Eukaryota, Metazoa, Platyhelminthes, Trematoda, Strigeidida, Schistosomatidae. The record is from the annotation of a GenBank genome assembly.